Molecule: messenger RNA, 546 nt
Organism: Arachis duranensis
Lineage: Eukaryota; Viridiplantae; Streptophyta; Magnoliopsida; Fabales; Fabaceae
Product: cellulose synthase A catalytic subunit 7 [UDP-forming]-like
Exons: 2
Source: RefSeq, a predicted model, not a curated record
GAUGAGAUCGGACAGAAGGAAGACGGAGAGGUGUUCAGGGCAUGCCAAGUUUGUGCAUUCCCUGUAUGCCAGCCCUGCUAUGAAUAUGAGAGGAGUGAAGGGAACCAGUGCUGCCCUCAAUGCAACACUCGCUAUAAGCGCCAAAAAGGUUGUCCUAGAGUUAUUGGAGAUGAGGAGGAGAAUUUUAAUGCAGAGGAUUUUGAUGAUGAGUUUCAGAUUAAGAACCAUUCUGAUGAUGCUGAUGCAAAACUUGCUUCUAAUCAUGGAGUAAGACAACAUCAUCAUCAUUCAUCACUGACAAAUUGGCUUAUAAUUUGAAAUUUUAUUUAUUUAUUGUUCCCAUAAAUUAGUUUCUGAAUUUUGGUUUUUGAUUAGUUGGUUUUUCAAAUUGAUGAGUUUUUUAAGUCCAAACCGAUGACUCAACUUGAACCAAACCGAACCAAUCCAAUAUUUGAUCAAAUUAGUUUGGUUUAGAUUUGUUGAGAAAAGAUUUGUUUACUAUGAUACUAUCAAAACUAACCUGAUUACACCCCUAUGAUUUAUUGA